Coturnix japonica (Japanese quail) is the source of this 654-nucleotide messenger RNA. It is a transcript of the gene GNG5, whose product is annotated as G protein subunit gamma 5. Gene Ontology annotation, cellular component: heterotrimeric G-protein complex. Gene Ontology annotation, molecular function: G-protein beta-subunit binding. Gene Ontology annotation, biological process: G protein-coupled receptor signaling pathway. The record is from RefSeq and is a predicted model, not a curated record. Lineage: Eukaryota; Metazoa; Chordata; Aves; Galliformes; Phasianidae.
CGGCGAUACACUCCGAUUCCCGGCUCUCCGCCCGGCGGCUCCGCAGCGCCCCUCGAGGCGGUCCCGGUCCCGGCCCCGGCGGCGGUUGCGCAGGCGCCCCCGGGCCGAGAGUUUUGGAAGCGCCGGAAAGUUGUGUCUGGGUGUUGGGUGUGUGCCGCCUGCUGUCACUGCCACCAUGUCGGGCUCCUCCAACGUGGCGGCCAUGAAGAAGGUGGUGCAACAGCUGCGCCUGGAGGCCAGCGUGACUCGCGUCAAGGUUUCUCAGGCUGCUGUGGACCUGAAGCAGUUCUGCCUGCAAAAUGCACAGCACGAUCCCCUGCUGACAGGAGUAUCAUCAAGUACAAAUCCAUUCCGUCCCCAGAAAGUUUGUUCAUUUUUGUAAUUACGUGGACUACUUAGGUAUCUUUCAGUGAUCUUUUAGCAUCUUUUCCUAACUGCUGAUGUCUGUAGGGGCAGAGUGCCUUGAGGAGUGGCCUGGUUUGAAGUCUGUACAAAAGCUUAGCUUUAAUGUGCCAAAUCUAACUGUAAAAUGCUACUGUUGUCAAACCUCUUACCAUCUACCUCUCCAAAAGAACUGUAUGCUAGUUACAAUAAUUCUGUUCAUGAGGGAAUCAGUUUUAUAUACCAAGCAAAAAAUAAAAAUGUUUUGACUUA